Molecule: messenger RNA, 2786 nt
Organism: Eufriesea mexicana
Lineage: Eukaryota; Metazoa; Arthropoda; Insecta; Hymenoptera; Apidae
Gene: lt
Product: vacuolar protein sorting-associated protein light
Exons: 14
Coding region: 58-2592 (844 amino acids)
Biological process (GO): endosomal vesicle fusion; vesicle-mediated transport; macroautophagy
Cellular component (GO): late endosome; HOPS complex
Molecular function (GO): protein binding
Source: RefSeq, a predicted model, not a curated record
UUUCGUGGUUACGAACAUUCAUAAGCUUCUCUCUGUUUAAAAAUUGAAGGAACGGGCAUGGAAAAUACCUCGAAUAAGGAAGAACAAAAUAAUCAAAAUAAUUCAGACUCUGAAGUAGGCGACGUAGAACCAAGACUCAAAUACGUCAGGGUACGAAACGAUUUAGAAAAUAUAUUGCAAAAUGAUGCAGCUAGUUGCAUUGCAGUACAUUCUAAGUUCCUAUGUCUGGGUUCACACUGGGGUAUGAUACAUCUAUUAGAUCAUCAAGGAAACAAUAUACAAUCUAAAAGUUUACAAGCACAUACAGUUGCUGUGAAUCAGAUCUCUAUAGACUAUAAAGGAGAUUUCAUUGCAUCGUGCAGUGACGAUGGAAAAGUUUUUAUAUAUGGUCUUUAUAGCACAGAAAAUAAUCAUAAGAUGAAUAUGGGUCGAUUAGCUAAAAGUAUAGCUAUAGACCCAAAUUAUUAUAAAAAUGGUAAUGGAAGAAGAUUUAUUACAGGAGAUGACAAAUUGGUCUUAUAUGAAAAAACUUUUUUAUCUAGAAUGAAACUAACUGUAUUAUGUGAUGCAGAAGGAGGAGUAAGGUCAAUUGCAUGGAUUGGACAUUUUGUGGCUUGGGCAUCUGAUACUGGUGUUAGAGUCUAUGAUUUAAAUGCCAGAUGUUCAUUAGGUCUUAUUAAAUGGACUAGAUCUGCUGAUGCAUUACCAGAACAUUACAGAUGUAAUCUUCGAUGGUCAGAUGAUAGAACUCUAUUAAUUGGUUGGGUUGACAUAGUCAGAAUUUGUCAAAUUAGAAAGAGAUCAAUGCAAGAGAUGAUUAAUAGAGAUCUACCAGAAUAUGUAGUAGAUCCAGUUUCCACUUUUCAAGUGGACUUUUAUAUCUCUGGCAUUGCACCCUUAGAAAAUCAGUUAGUAUUAUUGGGCUGUUUAAAAGAAUUGGAUGAAAAUGGUAAAAGUCAGAGGCCAACGUUGCAUGUUGUUGAACCAAAAUUUCAGGAUUUUUCUAUUGUCUGUGCAAAUUCUCUUACACUUCGUGGUUAUAAAGAAUACAGUUGUAAUGAUUAUCAUUUAGACUGUUUAAAAGAAGAAAACAGGUUUUUUAUUGUAAGUCCAAAGGAUAUUGUUGUAGCUAGUCUAUAUAACGCAGAUGACAGAAUUGAAUGGUUGUUAAGCCAUGGAAAAUUUGAACAAGCAUUAGAGGCAGUAACAGUAAAUAACGAGAAAGAUUGUAAGAAGUAUACUUUAGUUAAUGUUGGCCGUGUAUACUUAGAUCAUUUAUUAGAUUGUGAGAAAUAUAAUGAAGCAGGAAAACUUUGUUUAAAAAUUUUUGGAAAGGAUAAAAAAUUGUGGGAAGAAGAAGUAUAUAAAUUUGCAAAAGUCCACCAAUUGCGGUCUAUCUCUUCAUAUCUCCCUAGAGGCGAUGUAACAUUAGAUCCGUUGAUUUACGAAAUGGUUCUUUUCGAAUAUUUGAAAAUGGAUCCUAAUGGAUUUCUUGAUCUAGUCAAAGAAUGGUCACCGAAACUGUAUAAUGCAGCAGCUGUUGUAAAUGGUGUUUUAGAACAUCUAAUUCAUAAUCAACGACAAAAUGUAUUAUUAGAAGCUUUAGCUAUUUUAUAUAUUCACGACGGAAAAUAUGAUAAAGCAUUAGCUAUGUACCUAAAAUUGAGACAUAAGGCUGUAUUUGAACUUAUUCGAAAGUACCCACUAUCCAAAACCAUUUUCGACAUGAUAGAAGGUUUAAUGGAUUUGGAUGCGGAACGUACUAUACAGUUUCUUUUAGAAAAAAAUAGGGUGCCAUCUGACAUUGUUAUACAGCAAUUGGAGCAUAAUCACCGAUAUUUAUAUUUGUAUUUAGAUGCAUUAGACCAAAAAGAUACAGAAAACUCAAAAAGUAAACACCAUGGAUUGCUAGUCCAACUUUAUGCUUAUUAUUCAAGAGAUAAAUUAUUACCACUUUUACGUCGUUCAGAUAAUUAUCCUAUACAACAAGCAUUAGAUAUAUGUAGUCAGCUGCGAUUCUAUCCAGAAAUGGUGUAUCUACUUGGUAGAAUUGGAAAUACUUCUGAAGCUUUAGCACUUAUGACUAGAGAAUUAAAUGAUAUGGAGAGUGCGAUCGCAUUUUGUCAAGAACACGAUGACGAAGAAUUAUGGAAUGAUCUGAUCAUUUAUUCCCUGGAUAAGCCCAAAGCCAUCACAUUUUUAUUGCAAAAAAUAGGCACAUAUGUUGAUCCUAGACUGUUGGUACAAAGAAUAAAACCAUCUUUAAAAAUUCCUGGUUUGAAAAAGGCUUUAGUCAAAAUGAUGUGUGAUUAUAAUCUGCAAGUGUCAGUACAAGAAGAUUGUAAAAAAAUUUUAUCCAAUGAUUAUUUUAAUUUACAUGAAAGACUGGUUAAGUGUCACCAAAAAGGAAUAUUUAUAGAUGAUGAUCAAAUAUGUGGAAUUUGUGAUAGAAAAAUAAUUGUAAAAGAACCAAGGAAUUUAAUUGUAUUUUAUUGUAAACAUUCAUUUCAUGAAGAUUGUUUAUCAAAAUUCAAAAUGGAAAAUUGUGUUAUAUGUAAUUUUCCAAAAGAUAUAUCUCCUAAUAAGAAAUGAUACAGGCAAUGGAAUUUUGAUGUUGCUGAGCUGAUAACUUUUGACCCACCGAAAUGACCAUCAAUGGACAUUGAAGAUUGCACAUGCACUAAAAGUUCCCGAGCCUUUGGCCCAAUGGAUUCUAUCAGAAUACAGUAACCGCCUAUUGGCUUUGUAUCACUUAUAGAUUCAUUUUUUAAACAAAUUAUCAAAGU